Carya illinoinensis is the source of this 542-nucleotide messenger RNA. RefSeq names its product 40S ribosomal protein S29. The transcript is spliced from 3 exons. Gene Ontology annotation, cellular component: cytosolic small ribosomal subunit; ribosome. The record is from RefSeq and is a predicted model, not a curated record. Gene Ontology annotation, molecular function: zinc ion binding; structural constituent of ribosome. NCBI's taxonomy places the organism in Eukaryota, Viridiplantae, Streptophyta, Magnoliopsida, Fagales, Juglandaceae. Gene Ontology annotation, biological process: translation. Bases 104 to 274 code for a protein of 56 amino acids.
CCUCGUAUAUUUGGUGUUGCUGCGAUCUCUAGGGUUUUCUCAAAGCCUCUUGCUUCCGCAGCUCUCUCCAAUUUUCCCUUUCGCUGAGACACAGAACAAGAUCAUGGGGCACUCCAACGUGUGGAAUUCUCACCCCAAGAACUACGGCCCUGGCUCCCGCGCCUGUCGGGUUUGCGGGAAUCCCCAUGGGUUGAUCAGGAAGUACGGCCUCAUGUGCUGUAGGCAAUGCUUCCGUAGCAACGCCAAGGAAAUUGGCUUCAUUAAGUACCGCUGAAGGGUUUUCGUCCGUCUGUUCCACAAGAGCAAAGGCUUUGGCUGAAGCAUGAUAUGAUUUAUGGUUUUUAAAUUCGAAGAACCUCUUGAUUUUCAGUUUUAGUUCUAUGUUAUGUUUAAACCUGAGUUCAAUCCCGUAUGAAUUUUUUUGCUUCAAAUGUUUGAAGAUCAUUUACUAAUUAUCAUUUUCUGUUUGCUGCCAUUGUGUUACGUUCUCUCGUCUGUUAAAUUUUUCUAAUGAGUAAUGGAAUACUACUAAUUGAGUAUAA